UGUACCCCACUUCAGCCAUACAUCAAUCAGAUCAUGCAGCCCACUGAUGGAGACUUUAAGUACGGAGACGUGUUCAGUUUUACAUGUGAGAGUGGAUACCAGCCAGCCGAUCCAAAUGUUCCACAGACACAACGGCUACGAUGUGGACAUGACCCAGGUCAAUCACAAGGACGCUGGGAGGGCACUAGAGUGGCAUGCUCAAGGAUACAAUGUGGUCAGCUGCAUGCACCCGCGCAUGGAUCAAUAAGCUGCAAUGCCUCCAACUGGUAUCAGUCUGAAUGCACGUUUACAUGUAUUCAGGGGUACAUCCUGAAUGGUUCUCCAAGCCGACACUGCCAAAAUGACAAGCAGUGGACAGGGACUGAAGCGUUUUGUGAGGCCAUAACUUGUGCACGACUCAACCCACUACCCAAUGUGGUAGCAUACCCAAGCAACUGUACCAUGAGCAAAACAAGCUACCUUGACAGCUGCAUUUUCUCCUGCAAACCUGGAUAUAGCAGUACCAACGGACAGACGACUCUAGUGACUACAUGUGUCGCUUCCCCGAUCCCUGGCAGCAGCGACGGGACGUGGACAGAACCAAUCGAUGGCUUUACCUGUGAAGAUACAACACCUCCAAGCAUAAUAUGCCCACGUGACAUCAGAGCAGACAACGACCCGGGUCUGGACAGUGCCGAGGUGACCUGGGCAGCACCAGUUGCUACAGACACCACUGGAGUUACACCUGUGAUCCUCAGCAGCGUUACACCGCCACAUAGGUUCUCAGUUGGAAAACACAUCGUUAACUACACAGCAAUAGAUGAAGCAGACCUUAUGCAUUCAUGUGACUUUGAAAUAGAAAUAAAAGAUGUCGAACCACCAACGCUGUUGAGCUGCCCAGAUGACAUCAUUGCUUCUGCAGAGGAACGUAAGAUAAAGGUUUAUUGGGAAGAACCCUACUUUGUGGAUAAUGCAGAUGAAGACUUGAGUGUUUUCAAGUCACAUGAAAACGGAACAGAAUUCUGGUGGGGUACCCACAUCGUUGAGUAUCGUGCAACAGAUAAUGGAGACAAUACCAAGACAUGUGACUUUACUAUAGAUGUUGCUCCCCAUAGGUGUGAGCACUAUCGACCGCCUGUAAACGGAGCUACAGCAUGUGACACCUGGCUAUAUGGGCGAUUCUGCACAGUACUUUGCAACCAUCUCUACGAGUUUGCAACAAGCCCAGCUCAACUCUAUGUCUGUGGUGGAUCAGGGGACUGGAGUACCUUCCCACCUGGUUACUCACUCCCCUGGCCAGAUUGUUCUGAACGAAGGGAUCCCAAUGAAGUUCACAAAGGUCUGGAGUCACAGUAUUUCGUGGGUGACUGCCAUAACGAAAGUACUCAACUCAGCAUCAAGGAGCAGUACCUUGAAAUCCUGCAAGGUUCAAUAUUCGGCAUGAUGGGAGCUUGUACGGAUGAGGAUGGGAACAGCCCCUGCCUUGUAGAAAAUGUGGUGGUCUACUGUGGUGACGUAGAUGACACAAUCUCAAGGCAUAAACGUGACCUGCUGAGUAGAGGCUUCAACCAAGUGGCAAGAAUUCGCUACAAUGUAGCAGUGCAAGUCUUAAACAAAACUGAUGAUGACGACAUGAGCCUUCUGAACUACAAUCACAUCAAGAACACUAUUGAAGAAAUCGCUCUAUCCGUUGAGCGAGAAACACGUCAGGGUAGUUUGCAGAUAAACCUUGACAACACCAUCAUCACCCCUGACACCGAGUUCUUCCAUGCUGAGGAAACAAAGCCAGUGUGUACAAAUGGGACCUUCCUGAGGACUGUUGGAACACGAGAUCUUUGCAUUAAUUGUGCUCUUGGGAGUUUCUACAAUGUUUCAACUGGUGUGUGUGAUCUUUGUAAGUCUGGCACCUUCCAAGAUGAAGAAGCUCAGCUAGAGUGUAAAACCUGUGAAGAGGGAUAUUCAACUGUUGGCGAUCACGCUACCAACUUCACAGAGUGUAGAGAAAUUUGCAAACCAGGAACAUUCUCUACUACCGGUCUUGCUGCCUGUAAAGAUUGUCCAGAAGGGUUGUAUCAGCCAUAUUCCCAACGGCAAACAUGUCUAACAUGUCCACAACACACGACAACAUUUUAUCCUGGCGCAACAUCACAAGACAGCUGUCAAAUGGUCUAUGCUGCUGGUUCCUUUUCGGCGUCUGGUAUUGAGCCAUGUAAGCCUUGUCCGAAGGGAACAUACCAGCCAGAUAAAAGGAAGAAGAAAUGCAUUGAGUGUCCAGGGAUACGGUCUACUGCAACCAUUGGUGCCAUGUCAGCUCUGGAAUGUGUUGACAUAGAUGACUGCCAGAGCAAUCCAUGUGUAAAUGGGGCAACUUGUGUUGAUGGAAGGGACGCCUACACCUGCAAAUGUCCAUUAGGCUUCACAGGUGCCUUGUGUGAAAUUGACAUCAAUGAAUGUUCCCAAAAACCCAUGUGGCUUCAAUGCCACUUGCUUAGACAGAGUGAAUGCAGUUGACUGCGUAUGUCCUCAUGGCUACUUUGGUGACACAUGCGAAUAUGAAAAAGAUGAAUGCAGCUCAAGCCCCUGCCUCAACAAUGCAACAUGUUUUGAUGAGGACGAUGGCUUCCGAUGCUUCUGUGCUGAUGGAUAUACUGGGAAGUUCUGUGAAACAGAAAUAGAUGAAUGCAUGGCUGCUCCUUGUUUGAAUGGUGGUACAUGUGUGGAUCACCUUAGUCGUUACAGCUGUAGGUGCAGACCAGGCUUCAUUGGUAUCAAAUGUGAGCUCAACUUGGAUGAAUGUGCAUCAACACCUUGUCAAAAUAAAGGAAGGUUAGUUUGCUAUUAUACAAUAUUGA
Molecule: messenger RNA, 2831 nt
Organism: Branchiostoma belcheri (Belcher's lancelet)
Lineage: Eukaryota; Metazoa; Chordata; Leptocardii; Amphioxiformes; Branchiostomatidae
Product: sushi, von Willebrand factor type A, EGF and pentraxin domain-containing protein 1-like
Exons: 15
Coding region: 34-2490 (818 amino acids)
Molecular function (GO): calcium ion binding
Source: RefSeq, a predicted model, not a curated record